Messenger RNA from Pseudoliparis swirei, 1930 nucleotides. RefSeq names its product LTV1 ribosome biogenesis factor (gene ltv1). The record is from RefSeq and is a predicted model, not a curated record. Lineage: Eukaryota; Metazoa; Chordata; Actinopteri; Perciformes; Liparidae. The transcript is spliced from 11 exons. The coding region runs from base 160 to 1539 and encodes 459 amino acids. Gene Ontology annotation, biological process: ribosomal small subunit export from nucleus; ribosomal small subunit biogenesis. Gene Ontology annotation, cellular component: cytosol; preribosome, small subunit precursor; nucleus.
CAGCAGCAUGGUGAAGGAGAACCCAGCGUGGAUUAACAACAACAACCACUCUCUCUGGAUUUAAACGGUUAUUUGUAUUUAACUGCCACCUUUCGUUUGAGGUCUGACCAUCUUUAACCCCGAUUAGUCGGCGUAAAGCGGCAGAGAUCCCGUUACAAGAUGCCUCCUCGGAAGAAGAAGUCGUUCAUCGAAAAGAAGAAGGCCGUGACCUUUCACCUCGUCCACAGGAGUCAGAAGGACCCGCUGGUCGCCGAUGAGAACGCCCCCCAGCACGUCCUCCUGGCCGCCACCAAGGACACGGAAAAGAGGCAAGAGGAGCUGAGGGAGUUCGGCGUUUUCUUCGACGACGACUACAACUACCUGCAGCACCUGAAGGAGGCCGUGGUUACGGUCGAGCUGGUGGCGGCGCCGCCGGCACACGGCGAAGGGCGAGCGGUUCAUCGCCGCGAUGGAGACGCAGAGGAGGGCAACAAGGCCGUUCCUACCGCCAACAUCAACCUGCCUUCCUCGGUGUUCGCCUCAGAGUUUGAAGAGGAGGUGGGACUUCUGAACAAAGCUGCUCCUAUCUCAGGACCUCGGCUGGACAUGGACCCCGACAUCGUGGCCGCCCUCGACGAAGACUUCGACUUCAGCGACCCCGACAACCUGCUCGACGACGACUUCAUCGCCAAGGCGAACACGGCGGGCGGCGCGGGGGGUGACGGUGAUGAUGAUGAUGAUGAUGAGUGGGAGGACACAGAUGAGGAGGGGGGCUUCGGCUCUGAGGGGGGGCUGUCGGGCGACGCGGCUCGAGAGUUCAUGUUCAUGGACGAGGAGACGAAGACUCGCUUCACGGAGUACUCGAUGACAUCAUCCGUCAUGAGGAGGAACGAGCAGCUCACCCUGCUGGACGACCGCUUCGAGAAGUUCUACGAGCAGUUCGAUGAAGAUGAGAUCGGCGCUCUGGACAACGCGGAGUUGGAGGGAUUCAUCCAGCCGGACAGCGCCCGCCUGGAGGAAGUCAUCAAGGACUACUUCCUCCAGAAGGGGAAAGAAUCCUUGAGGCCCGACGACUUGGGUCCAAAGGAACUCCCUGUCCUGAAGGAGGAGGACGAAGACGACGAUGAGGAGGAGGAGAUGGAGACACUUGUGAUCAAGGCUCCUCGGGAGAAGUGGGACUGUGAGACCAUCGUCAGUACGUAUUCCAACAUCUACAACAAACCCAAAGUCAUUCAAGAACCAACAAAGACGAAGCCGAUCCGGGUGUCCCAGAAGACGGGCAUCCCUCUGGGCGUCCUGCCCCCCAAAGGCCUCACGGCCAAGCAGGCGGAGCGCAUGACGAUGAUCAACGACCUGGACCUGCCGCGCGCCUCCACGCAGCAGCGCGACAAGGAGGAGAGCCCCGAGGAGAGGAAGGCCAGGAAACGAGCCAUCAAGGAGGAGCGCACGGAGCGCCGCGUGGAGAAGAAAGCCAACAAGAUGGCGUUCAAGGAGGAGAAGGUCCGCCAGGAGAAGCAGAUGGUGAACCUGAGGAUCAACGUCCAGGGCAUGAAGCUGUAGGGGAGCGGCGCCCCCUAGAGGCCUCAGACAGACCGCGUUGUUCCCUCCAGGCCACCAGGGGGUGAAGUUCCUUUGACUCGGCUUCAGAUUUAUAUUAAGAGAAGAAGAAGAGCCAAAAGGGGGAACACUUCUUCAUGCUCCUGCCGGUUGAAACUGGAGUUGUUCCGAUACCAGAAUCAAGAGACUCUCGUACGUAAACAACAACACCUUUGGACACAGCCACACGUAAACAACACACCUGUGGCGAGGUCGCAGCCGGUGAACGCCGCCGUGGGUUUCGCCGUCGCGACGCUUUCUUUGCUCGUUAAAAAUAAUAAUUGAGGCGAAUUCGUGAUGUGUGUGUGUGAAAUUGAGUUUGUUAAUAAAGAGAAUGAAGACUUGUUUACAUUUA